AUGGAGAUUAAGGUGAGAGUCCCAAAGGGGUUUGUGUUAGAGAAAGCAGUUUGCAAUCAUGGUUUCUUUAUGAUGGCUCCAAACCGUUGGAUGCCAUCCACUAAAACCCUCGUCAGACCACUCCGCCUACCCGAUCACCGUUCUGUUAGGGUCUCCAUUUCCCAACCUUGUACCACUUUCCUCUCCAUUAGCGCACCUGAUGAACCAAGCUUAUAUUCUAAUUCCAGAGUUAUAAAGGAUCAAGUAAAGAGGAUGCUUAGGCUUUCUAAUGCAGACGAGGAGCAACUGAAGAAGUUUCAUGGACUACAUAAGGAUGCUGCCAAGAAAGGGUUUGGUCGUCUUUUCCGUAACCCAUCUCUAUUCGAAGAUCUUUUCCGUCCCUAUGAACAGAAACUAAAAGGAUUAAAGAAAUCAUUCAAAGAAAGUUUAGAACUGGCGGAAGGACUUUGUGUUCUCCAAAAACGGCUGAACAUUGAAAAAGGAGUGGUGGAUCCGGCGAAAAGAGGUAGAAAGAAACAAUCAUUUUGUGUUGAAGAGUCGUGGGGAAAUUUCCCAAGCCCACAAGAAGUCGCCAUUUUUAAGAACCCAAUAUUGUUGAACAAGAAGUGCAACUUGGGAUAUCGAGCUCAAUACGUACAUGAAUUAGCUAAGAAUAUCACAGAUGGUAAAAUCAGGCUCAUGGAUUUGGAGAAGUUAUGCGAUGGAAAUGAAUUGUACCAAAAGUUGAUGCCCCUUUCAGGGUUCGGUGACUUUGUUUCUAGCAAUGCAUUGAUGUGCAUGGGAUUCUAUGAUGCUAUUCCAUGUGACUCUGAAACUGUAAGACUUAUCAAACAGGUCCACCAACGAGAAGAUUGUGACAAGAAAAAUAUGAAUGUAAUGGCUAUGGAGAUAUAUGACAGAUAUGCGCCAUUUCAGACCCUCGCCUACUGCUUGUAG
Lactuca sativa (garden lettuce) is the source of this 936-nucleotide messenger RNA. Lineage: Eukaryota; Viridiplantae; Streptophyta; Magnoliopsida; Asterales; Asteraceae. The record is from RefSeq and is a predicted model, not a curated record.